AUGAUCUCAAUAGCUCGCGACAGCUUUUGCCAGUAUCAACACAUCAAAGACAGCGGGGUUUUAUUGCCAUCACUCAGGCUCAUAACCCUCCGAGGAGUCACGAGAAAUCAGCACGUGCACGAGGCAGCCGCCCUCUUCAAGGCCGCACCCAAUCUCAAGGUACUCAACUCCAUGCAAUGCAGCCUCUUUGACGGUCUCAGUCCAUGGAUUAUGAGCAAACCAUGGACAUUAUCUCUGGGUAGUCUCAAGAGGCUGGUGCUAAGCGAGAUCGGGUUUGAAGACCUUUCUCUGCUCCUAGCCUGCUGCCCAGAACUACGGGAGCUGGAACUGACGGCUGUCAACAUCCAUCGGACGGCGGGUAUCGACUACUGGGAUGUCUCCAAACUGUUGCAAACUUUGGUUCCUGUACGACAUCAACUUCGGAAGCUCCGCCUCACCCAUUCCCCGAGCCAACGGUCUGGCGCGGAACAGAGACAGUGGACGGAUGAGACAUCCCUGUCGUUUCGAGACUUUGUCCAGCUUGAAGAGUUGGCUUUCGACCAGACCAUGCUCGAGUACCACACGAGGCCUGCGGCUUUUGACGAUGAGAUACCCCUGGGGUACAAAGUAUCCGAUAUGUUUCCGGGAUCACUGCAAAAGCUACAGCUUUUGCACGUGAAGAAAGAAUCUCUGAAGGAUCUGAAGCACCUUGCUGGAAAUGCCAGCUAUCGAUUGCCGUCUUUGAAACUCAUUCAUAUCAGUUUCGCAGACGGCAUAGACAAGAGAGAUGUAGGGUACAACCGCAUAGAUGACAUCACGGUGGCGUUGCAAUCGGCUGGCAUGAGCGUGCUCUGGGACACAAAUCAUGUCAGCGAAAAGCCGUUAGAACCUAUUCCAGGCGGCGUAACUGCACUUACGUCGUUCCAAGUAUCUUCAGCAACGGCAGGUAUCGAUAAAUUAGCUUUGUGA
This is a messenger RNA of Colletotrichum siamense, 948 nucleotides long. RefSeq lists its product as uncharacterized. The record is from RefSeq and is a predicted model, not a curated record. The transcript has a single exon. The coding region runs from base 1 to 948 and encodes 315 amino acids. Lineage: Eukaryota; Fungi; Ascomycota; Sordariomycetes; Glomerellales; Glomerellaceae.